Talaromyces stipitatus ATCC 10500 is the source of this 601-nucleotide messenger RNA. RefSeq lists its product as uncharacterized. The coding region runs from base 1 to 207 and encodes 68 amino acids. The record is from RefSeq and is a predicted model, not a curated record. The transcript has 2 exons. Lineage: Eukaryota; Fungi; Ascomycota; Eurotiomycetes; Eurotiales; Trichocomaceae.
AUGUACUCGUGCUCCAACUACCCUCGAGGCUGUCGUGGCCGCUGCAACAUUCAAGGUGGAAAAUGCAGUGAUUGCACAGCUCUUAACCUACGACGACCACGCACAAUGGCAUCCCCCUUUGCUCAGAAUCAAGGCGAAUUCCGCCGUCUCGCUCAGAUGACCACCUGCGCCAAUCCCGAGGCUCCGGAUAAAAACAACCAGGUGUAGGUGUACCCGGCCAACGAAACAAAACAAAACAACAAAAUAUCAACGAACAUUGCAUUCAACAUAAUCUGGGAGGCUAUCUGAUUCAAGAGCAUAUACGAACCAUCAGCGCGGCGUUUUAUUCAAGAACACCAACUAUUACAACUUUUUUAGUGCAACCUCUUUCAAACAAGCCGGCUUCUAUCGUUUGGAAAGAGGGACCUUCACCCUACGAUCCUUAUCACAUUGGCGACUGGUUUGCCAAAAACGAAGACAGAUUCAGACAACAUGCGGGUGGCUCUAAUUUUCCAACAAAUUGGACCUAUUCAAAAAUCUGUCAGGAUCUAAGACACUCUCUUUCUGAAACCCACGAUUUGUGACGGGGGACCCGCUGAGCGGGCCAGAAUCCGUCGCCGGU